Messenger RNA from Fonsecaea erecta, 525 nucleotides. RefSeq names its product peptidyl-prolyl cis-trans isomerase-like 3. The record is from RefSeq and is a predicted model, not a curated record. Lineage: Eukaryota; Fungi; Ascomycota; Eurotiomycetes; Chaetothyriales; Herpotrichiellaceae. The coding region runs from base 1 to 525 and encodes 174 amino acids. Gene Ontology annotation, biological process: protein peptidyl-prolyl isomerization; protein folding. Gene Ontology annotation, molecular function: peptidyl-prolyl cis-trans isomerase activity. Gene Ontology annotation, cellular component: catalytic step 2 spliceosome. The transcript has 2 exons.
AUGUCUGUCACGCUUCAUACAACCCACGGUAAUCUGAAGGUCGAAAUCUUUUGCGAAGCGGUCGCGAGAACAGCAGAGAAUUUCCUUGCAUUAUGCGCCUCAGGGGCCUAUGAAGGCACCCCCUUCCACCGCCUGAUACCCGAAUUUAUGGUCCAGGGUGGCGAUACCUCUUUGUCCCCUGGCAACGCGAAUGCAGAAAAGCCCGUCAUAAAAGGAGGGGAGUCAAUAUGGGGAGGAUAUUUUGAAGACGAGAUAAAAAUUCCCGCGCUGAGACAUAGCGGACGAGGCAUGGUGUCGAUGGCGAACAAGGGCCCCGGCACCAAUGGCAGCCAGUUUUUUGUCACGUUCAAAGAGGCGGCUCACUUGGACGGCAAGAAUACGGUUUUUGGGAGGGUUAUUGAGGGUGCGGAAGAAGGGGGCACCUUGGACAAGAUGGAGGCUGUGGAGGUGGACAAGAAAUACCGCCCCAAGGAGAAGAUUAUUCUAGAGAAGGUGACGAUUCAUGCGAAUCCUUUGGCAGGCUGA